AAAAUUUCAGGAUCCACCGACCAUCGAUUCAAUAAUCUUUGAAACUCGUGCGAAAAUAAAAAUAAAAUUCCUGUGAAACCAAAUUAGAGGAUUACCCUCUAUUUAUAAUCUUUCAAGAACACGUAAGGAAACGCUCACCAGAUCAAUAUGGCUCAGGCCGGGUCGGACAGCGUGCAGCUGCUGGGCAUGUGGUCGAGCCCGUUCGUCCUGAGGGCUCGAGUCGGGCUCCACCUCAAGUCCGUGACGUACGACUACUUGGAAGAGAAAGAUGUCCUCAACGACAAAAGCGAGCUUCUGCUCAAACACAACCCUGUUUACAAGACCGUCCCCGUCCUCGUCCAUGGCGACAGACCCGUGUGCGGCUCCCUUAACAUAGUUCAGUACAUCGACGAGGUCUGGCCUUCGGAUCCUCCCAUUCUUCCUUCCGACCCGUUCGACCGUGCUACGGCUCGGUUCUUGGCCGAGUAUAUCGACGAACACUGUGUAGGAGCCAUCGGGGGGCUGGCAGGGGCAAAGGACGAGGAGGGAAGAAAGGUGGCGAAGACGAAGCUGGAAGAAUGUUUGGAUGUAAUCGAAACAGAAUUUGGAAAGCGCAGCAAAGGCAAAGACUUCUUCGGAGGUGACAGUGUCAAUCUCGUAGAUAUUGCCUUCGGCUGCGUCUUAGGACCCCUCCGGGUGGCCGAGAGGUUUUCCGGCCUUCAGUUCCUCCGUCAAGACAAAACUCCGUCUCUUCUCCGUUGGGCCGACAAGUUCUGCCGCCAUAACGCCGUCAAGCCUUACAUGCCCACCAUUGACAAGCUCGUUGAGUUCGCCAAGAUCAAAUUCAAUAACUAAUGCAUAAUGAUUUCCUGGUCUCUUUCACUUUUUUUUUUCUUUUCAAAGUACGUCUCUUUCUUGUUCUUGUUACCAUUUUCAAUCUAUCUUUCUAUUUUAUUGAUGUUAGUUUGUUCUUCUUCAA
Molecule: messenger RNA, 958 nt
Organism: Tarenaya hassleriana
Lineage: Eukaryota; Viridiplantae; Streptophyta; Magnoliopsida; Brassicales; Cleomaceae
Product: glutathione S-transferase U13-like
Exons: 2
Coding region: 148-834 (228 amino acids)
Biological process (GO): glutathione metabolic process
Cellular component (GO): cytoplasm
Molecular function (GO): glutathione transferase activity
Source: RefSeq, a predicted model, not a curated record